AUGUCCCGCAAGGCUCCAACCGUUACGCUGAACGAUGGAUAUCAGAUGCCAGUUCUCGGACUCGGCACGUACAAAUUACGAGGACCGCAGUGUGUGGACGCGGUGAAGACGGCCAUAGAUGCUGGCUACCGGCACAUCGAUACCGCCUACCUUUACCAGAACGAGGCCGAAGUUGGGCAGGCUGUUCGAGAAAAGAUCGAAGAUGGUACCAUCAAGCGUGAGGAUAUUUUCAUCACCACAAAGCUUUGGAAUACAUCACACGAACCGGAAAAGGUCCGCGAAGCGUUCGAUACCUCGCUGGCCGCCCUGAAGCUCGAUUACGUCGAUCUUUAUUUGAUCCACUCCCCGCUCAGCUCCACCGUGGACGCAAACGGAGAAACGGUGUUCACGCAUGUGGACUACGUGGACACAUGGCGAGCGAUGGAGAAGCUGCUCGAGACGGGUCGCGUCCGCAGCAUCGGUGUGUCCAACUUCAACAGUGAACAGCUAACGCGGGUCAUCGAACACGGCACCAUCAAACCGGUCACGAAUCAGGUCGAAUGCCACGUCCGCUUGAACCAGAAGAAGCUGAUCAAGUUCUGCAAGGACCGUGCGAUCGUUGUGACGGCGUACAGCCCGCUCGUUCGACCGAGUGCCACGCUCGGGUUGGACAGUGGCACUUCUCCCGCGAGCGCCUUCGACGAUGCCCGUGUGGUGGCCGUUGCUGAACGGUACGGGAAAACCCCGGCCCAGGUUCUACUGCGCUACCUCGUCGAUAUCGGCACGGUGCCGAUUCCCAAGUCCGGCAACGCAGAACGCAUCCGACAAAAUCUGGACAUUUUCGACUUUGCGCUAACGCCGGAGGAGAUUCGCUCGUUGGACGACCUGCACACCGGACAGCGAUUGGUCAAGUUGGAGGCGCUCGCCGCACAUCCGUUCUAUCCCUUCGCUGCCGAGUUCUGA
This is a messenger RNA of Anopheles coustani, 942 nucleotides long. Its product is annotated as prostaglandin F synthase 1-like. The transcript is spliced from 3 exons. Gene Ontology annotation, molecular function: aldose reductase (NADPH) activity. Gene Ontology annotation, cellular component: cytosol. Lineage: Eukaryota; Metazoa; Arthropoda; Insecta; Diptera; Culicidae. Bases 1 to 942 code for a protein of 313 amino acids. The record is from RefSeq and is a predicted model, not a curated record.